GAGUUUGAGGGGAAGAUCGCGGAGGCCACCUCGGAACUGAUCCCCAACGGCGAAUUGGACAUUGCCGUUUCGCUUGAGAUCACAGACAUCAUCCGCAGCAAGGCCAUUGAGCCAAAGACUGCGAUGCGGUGCUUAAAAAAGCGACUCACCUCAAAUUCAAAGAACCCAAACGUCCAGCUUUCUACCCUCAAGCUCAUCGAUACGUGUGUCAAGAACUCGGGGUUCCAGUUCUGCGUGGAAGUGGCGUCCAAGGAAAUGAUCACGACAUUGACGAUUUUGCUCAAUCGCAAUGACACAAACCCACUUGUUGCCCUGCUAAUCCUCCAGCUUCUCCAGGAAUGGAGCGUUGCUUUCAAGGGCCAACUCCAGUUGGGGUUGGUCGAGAAAACGUGCGCGGAGUUGCGGGCCGAUGGCUACGAGUUUCCGCCGCUACAGGCCGUGUUUAACGAGGGCUUUAUCAACUCAGAAACCGCUCCAGACUGGAUUGACGACAAUGUCUGCAUGAUCUGCUCCGACCCGUUCACGUUUGUGAACCGCAAGCACCACUGCCGGUCGUGCGGGGGCGUUUUCUGCCAGGAACAUUCUGCGCACAACAUGGCGUUGAUUGACGUGGGGAUUAACGAGCCAGUGAGGGUAUGUGACGGAUGCUAUGAAAAGAGAAAUCGGAAGCGCGGCAAGAGCGGAGGAAGCGGGAAGGGAAAGCCUUCCAGGAGAGAACCGGUUGAAUCCGAUGACGAGGAAUUGAGAAGGGCCAUUGAAUUGAGUUUACGCGAACUGGGAACGGAGUAUGAGCCCGAGCCGGUGUGUGAGGAUGAAGAUGAUGCGGACAUGAAGGCCGCGAUUGCUGCCAGUUUGCGGGUGUACGAAGAGCAAUCCCAACCAAAGGGCUUGUACAACGCGUAUGUACCUACCGAAACCGCGCUCUACCAAACAAAUAAUCACCCGGAAAGCUUUCAGCCUCUGACGUUUCAAUCCCAGACAGUCCAGGAGCCACUGUAUGCUACGCUUUCCCAGGAGGAGGAGGACUCCAUCACGUUGUUUUCCUCGUUGGUGGAAAACCUUGCCAAUGGCCCGCCAGAUGCCGUCAUUAAGGACCGAAACUUGCAGACGUUGCAUACACAGGUUGCGGUGUUGAAGCCAAAGUCUUCGCGCGCAUUAAACGACGCCAUCGCCAAGUAUGAGAUGUUUUUGGAGUUGAACAACAAGUUGCACACAAUUUCGCGCUUAUACGAUCAGUUGUUGGAGCAGAAAUUAGCCCGUGCUUAUGAAAACCACCGCGUCUCCUCCCAG
Molecule: messenger RNA, 1290 nt
Organism: Babjeviella inositovora NRRL Y-12698
Lineage: Eukaryota; Fungi; Ascomycota; Pichiomycetes; Serinales
Gene: VPS27
Product: ESCRT-0 subunit protein
Exons: 1
Biological process (GO): protein targeting to vacuole; protein transport to vacuole involved in ubiquitin-dependent protein catabolic process via the multivesicular body sorting pathway
Cellular component (GO): ESCRT-0 complex
Molecular function (GO): phosphatidylinositol-3-phosphate binding; metal ion binding; ubiquitin binding
Source: RefSeq, a predicted model, not a curated record